CAAAAACAGGCUCAGGUAAAACUGCAGCAUUUGCUUUACCGAUUUUACAAAAAUUAUCGGAGGACCCAUUUGGUGUAUUUGCACUUAUUUUAACUCCAACGAGGGAAUUGGCUUUUCAAAUUGCUGAUCAAUUUCGAGUACUUGGUAAAGGUAUAAACCUUAAAGAAUGUGUUGUUGUUGGAGGACUUGAUAUGAUGAGUCAGGCAAUACAAUUAUCUAGGAAACCACAUGUGGUAAUAGCGACACCUGGUCGACUUGUAGAUCAUAUCAAUAGUAGCGCAAUCGCAUCUUGUUUAGGGAGAAUAAGAUUUUUGGUUCUUGAUGAAGCGGAUCGUUUGUUAUCUGAUACAUUUGUGGAAGAUCUUGCAGUUAUAUUUGAUACUAUACCAAAAGAACGCCAGUCUUUGUUAUUUACGGCGACGAUGACUGAAAAUAUUAUGCAGUUACAAGACACGCAAGAAGAUUCUAACAAAAAACCCUUUGUUUAUCAAGUGAAAUCGGACAUGUCGACAGUAUCGUCCUUAUUGCAAUAUUAUGUAUUGAUUCCAUCACACAUACGUGAACCUUAUCUAACUCAUCUUCUUCGAUCUGAGAAACUUUCAAAUAAAUCCACUAUCAUAUUCUGUGGACGAUGUCGUACUGCUGAACUCUUGCGUGUUAUGCUCGUGGAAUUGGAUAUUCGUUGUACAAGUUUACACUCGACAAUGAGUCAACAAGAAAGGUUAAAUAGUUUGGGUAAAUUCAAGGCAGAAGUAGUGAAAGUGUUGAUCGCUACUGACGUUGGUAGUCGUGGUCUUGAUAUUCCGACUGUGCAAGUCGUUAUUAACUUUGAUGUCCCACGUGAUCCCACAGAUUACAUUCAUCGAGUCGGUCGUACCGCAAGAGCUGGUCGAGGCGGUACGGCUUUGUCAAUUGUAACCGAACGCGAUAUUGAACUUGUACGAAAUAUUGAAACAAAAAUAAAUAAAAAAAUGGAAGAAUGGGAAAUUAACGAGAAUAAAGUAUUGGAAAGUUUGAAUGAAAUUGCAACCGCAAAACGUGUCGCUACGAUGCAUUUGCAUGAUACCAAUUUUGGGGCUUCAAAAGAAAUUCAAAAAAAGAAGCGUAAUAUUUUAGAAGCUGAGAAUACCCAAGAUAAUCAAAUAUUAAUAUGA
Molecule: messenger RNA, 1154 nt
Organism: Funneliformis caledonium
Lineage: Eukaryota; Fungi; Glomeromycota; Glomeromycetes; Glomerales; Glomeraceae
Source: the annotation of a GenBank genome assembly